AUGGCUGAGGUUCUAUGCCCCAGUGUUGAAGUUGAAAUAACGUUCAUCAGCUCGCCGCAAUCAACUUUGUUUUGCUCGCGUCCCGAUGCAGCAGAGAGCAGAGAACUCUUGCCCGCAUCUAUUGUACUGUGCAACAGAUUCCUGUCAGGGGCAAGCACAGAGCGUGCGCAGAGUACCAAUAAGUUACACCCCUUACAAAUAACAACAAUAUUAUCUAUUGUCGUUUAUUUUUUGGUAAAAUGGGCAAGCAACAUUUUUGUACUAUGUCAGACGUGUUGCUACACUCUUUCGGCUAUAUUGUCGUUCUUCUACUUCAUCCCAAUUGCUGUAUGUCGCGGAGACUUCAACGGAAAAUGCAUAUUGUACACAACAGGACACUGGGAUGAGACUACGCCUACCAAGCCUCGUUAUAUCAUUGGUGACCCCGACUGGGGACCGUCAAGCAACUGCGGUUACGCCAUUUUUAUGGGAGUAAUAUUAAUGUUGCUCUCCAUCGUGUUGACCUGGAGAAUGGGUGUUCUUUUGCUAAAGGAAAUUGACGAGACCUUCCGGAGUGCCCUAUUGAAUCUACUGGGAAGUAUCGUCAUCCUUAUCAUGCAGUUCAUGGCAUGCCUCGUUGUGACUGUAGGGUACAACCGAUGGUGUAACGGAUUGUUGGCAAGACCCAACGGCUAUGACUCGUGCAGCCUUGCAGCUCUUGGCUUCAGUGACUAUGCUGAAGUUGGAUUUAAAGUCGACAGUACCCCUUUCCCGAUUCAAAUGGGAAUGGCAAAGUUCGGUGCCUGGUUGCUGCUAAUAGUGUGGGCAUGGAUUGUGGCACUAGCUAGUGUGAAGCUGUAUCGAUUCCAUCAGGAGGAAUCUUUCCUCACCAGCAUAGCACGUGAGCACGAACGUCUGAUACAGUCCAGAGGAGGAACCAAUGCUUCGAUCUAAGAACACCCAUCUACUGUUACUAAUUCAGCACGUGUCGGUGAAGCGAAAAACAACUGGCAUGGGUAUAAUGAGGUAUAUGGACAAAAGAUUCUCAGCACGGUUUAUUUGAACUGCUAUUUAGGUUUAUGUCUUGCACAGAAAAGCGUUGAUUGUGCUUUGCUUACUGUGUGCUUUUUGAAUGUCAAGCAUGAUGAACUGGAGUUUACUUUUUGCAUCUUUAUCACUUAAUUUAGGUGCUUUACUUGACAUGCCUCUGUUUUUCUUUGUCGUCUCCCCCAAUCCACAUCACUACUUAUCAUCUGGCAAAGUUGACGUUUUGAUUAUUUAUUUGUAUAGCUUAACUUCAUGCAAUAAUCAGCAGUACUAUAAAUGGUCAGCAUGCUAGUAGCUGGUAACUAGAGGCUCGUGGCUAAGAGCGAAGAGAGAACUGAGACAUAAUUUCCAGUUUUUAGGCUUGAUGUCACCAUCCGACAUCUGUCAUGUGAUAGUGUUCUUCUAAACGACCUGAUCUUUUUAUAGACACGUGUUUUUCUUUUUAAUCUGCCUCCUCCCCAAGGUUUAAUUCAGUGUACAACAGCUCUAACGGCCUAACAACAAUACGACUAUUUCUAUAGGAAAUGUGUCAAUGAGCAUAUUCAGUUUUUUGUUGCUGUAGCAGCGUUUACAUUCAUGUUUAAAAGAAACUGUUUGUAGCAUAUUUAAGAGGUUUUCUGAGAAAUCAUGCAAUCCUCUGCAUUCCUGGUGUUCUUAUAUGAUGUGCUGUUGACCAGCAUAAGCCCUGGUUUGGAUACCAGAGCAAAGCAGUGCGAAAAUGACUGAAUCAAUGUUGAAUCUGAGUUGUAGCAAGCAGCAACAAGAGUACUAAUUGUCCAAGCAUUCCUGCUCUGUGUGUUGAGUCUAACAAGAAAAUCUCCAUAUUAGUAAGGUGAUCGAAGUGGUAGUGUAAGUGUUUAUUUUUAGAGUUUGUGGAGAACAUGUGCUAUGCUACAUUAUAAACACAUAUAUAUGAUUCUGUUAGUUGCUCCCCAUAUAUAGUGUAACAGUACUGGCAGUUGAAGCAGUUGAACAUCUCUGUUAUGACAACAAUGGGACCUGCAUUCUGGCAGAAUUGGGAAAGUUUUUUGUUGGGAGCUAAUUCCUGUCAAUGUUCGUUAAGCUCAUUUAAGCACAGCCUAUAUGCAUAGCAUUUCAGUGUCUGCGUAUUUUUAGGAUUAUGGCUGUUUUGCGCACGUGGGAAAAGAAACGAGUGUAGUAAUAUAUGCAAAUAACACAAAUAAUUCACUAUACUCUGUACACCCCAAACGCGAACGCAACCUUAUUUAUUCUUACAUUCUGGUGUAUCUGGACUAAAUCCUGACUGAAAUUGUCUUGGGAGAUGGGUGGUGUCUUAGGUUCAUCGGUGUGAUAUCCAGGGAUAUGGUAGCCGAACAACCGGUGACCUGGUAUCUGAUCAGAAUGUUGUAACUACAAAAAGAAUGGAACCGGUCAGUGAUGGAUGUCGCGCUACAUUGGAAUGUCCGAUAAAUGAGUUUAAACUGAAUUACGAUAUAUUACAAAAAAAUAUAUAGUUGCACUUUUUAUUGCCGUACGACAAAAUUAUUUUCGAAUGAACAUUUGUAAAUAUAUGUCAAUAUAUUUCACAAUAUUUUGAACGUAUUGAGAUCAAUAUGCCAUAUUUUUAAUAGUAUUGGCACGUGUAAAUGAAACUUUCUAUGAUUGUUAGCUUAAGAAUGCGUAGGACGGUGCUACCUGCAUACAUUAUAUAAAUUACAUAUUUUAGACUAUCGUCGACCUAAUUGCGCAUAAGUGCGUAAUUGCAUCAUGAAAAUAUGUAUACUGAAGGACAUUCGGGAUACAUAUGAUGUUUAAGGGCUGCUUGAAUCAACGUGUUUAUUUUUCAUAUCGUGUACGGUAGCUCAGUUGAUGCAUGCUUGUGCAAACGAUUUUCUCCAGUGAAAGUUUCAGUAGCAAUGCGUCGUGAAUGCACCAAAUAUAUGAAACUUGUAAGUCAAGGUGAUUGAUGUACAUGAUUAUACUUUCGGUAAAAAUACGAGUUGAUUGUAGGCUACUAUUUCAUAUUGUUUUCAAUCUGACUGGUUCGAAUUGCCUGUAAUUUGAUUUAUAUAUUGUGCUUUAUCUUUAGCCAGUUAUGUUUGCAAAUGAUUCUAAAUCGAAUAUUUGGAAUAAUCAGAACAUUGUGUUUGUACAUACAACUUGUAUGUCCGGAUGAAGCUUCGAGUCUAUGAAAAUACAUGAAUUUACCACCAAGACAACAUAAACAAUUAAAAUGUGCAUCCUGUAUGUAGUAAUCUCAGCUGUAGUUGACAUUAUUAUUGCAGUUUAUAAGGUGAUGGAAUAUAGUAAAGGACAGAACGUAAUCGAUAAAACAGCACGUCUACAUAUAUUAAAAAUUGCGUGUAUCUAGA
Molecule: messenger RNA, 3359 nt
Organism: Priapulus caudatus
Lineage: Eukaryota; Metazoa; Priapulida; Priapulimorpha; Priapulimorphida; Priapulidae
Product: transmembrane protein 179-like
Exons: 6
Coding region: 1-933 (310 amino acids)
Source: RefSeq, a predicted model, not a curated record